Zophobas morio is the source of this 1845-nucleotide messenger RNA. RefSeq names its product UDP-glycosyltransferase UGT5-like. The transcript has 3 exons. The coding region runs from base 280 to 1845 and encodes 521 amino acids. NCBI's taxonomy places the organism in Eukaryota, Metazoa, Arthropoda, Insecta, Coleoptera, Tenebrionidae. The record is from RefSeq and is a predicted model, not a curated record. Gene Ontology annotation, molecular function: UDP-glycosyltransferase activity.
UUCAUCGCGUAAUAAUUGCAGAUCACGUCUCAGAUAGCGAAACUAUUACGCGAUAAAACGACGAACAUAAAUAGCUUGAUCUUGACACGACUUUUCUGUCAUGCGCGAUAUUUAAGUCAGACUAAGAGAAUUACGUUGUGGUACUCAUUGUUUCAAUACGAUGAAAGCACACCAACAGAGUACCUACGUCACACGAUAAACUCUCAAAAAAUUGUGUUAAACACUAGCAGACUGACUUUCAUUUAUGCCAGACGCACGAAUUCGAUUUAAAACUGCAAAAUGAAGAACACAGUUACGUUAGUACUAAUUUUGUUACUAAGUUACAAUGGAAAUUGUGCAAAAAUUUUGGGGGUUUUUACCGCACCAGGACCCAGUCACUACCUUCUUGGUAGUACUUUGAUGAAAGCGUUAGCCGAGAAAGGCCACGAUGUCACCGUGAUCAGUGCCUUCGGUGAGAAAGAACCACCAAAAACGAAGGGUACUUAUCGAGACAUAGUGGCCACAGAGGUGCUAGAAAACCGGAAAGAAAUGAUGAAGCAGCGCGAAAUGAACAUGUUCGACCAGGCAGACGCGAACCCCUUCAUUUCAACCUUCUUCUUUGGAUAUAUGAUGCCUAAAAUGAUGGAACCGGCGUUACGGAAUGCUGAAGUCCAAAAAUUGCUUCACUCUGACGAAAAAUUUGAUGUUGUGAUUGUAGAACAAUUUAUGAAUAACGCAGAGAAAGCACUGGCCACUCACUUUGGGGCCCCGUUGGUGGUGGUGAGUGCUCUAGGGGCAAACUUUUGGUUAAACACUUUAGUUGGAAAUUCUGCCCCCCCAUCGUAUAUUCCGAUGGUAGUGACGGAUUAUUCUGCCCCCAUGACGUUUUGCGAGAGACUUUUAAAUAGUCUUUUGUUUGUGGUCACCGACGUAUACUUCAAUUUGGUUGUGUACCCCGCCGAAAAUGAAAUAAUUAAAAAAAACAUCCCCAACGGGCCUGAUCUUUUUGACGUUCUGUACAACGCUUCAAUUGUGUUGGUGAACUCCCACCCGAGCUUAAACCAACCAGUGCCGUACGUUCCUAACAUGAUAGAAGUAGGAGGGUUUCAUGUCACACCCCCAAAGAAACUCCCUCAAGACUUGCAGGAAUUUUUAGACAACGCGAAAGACGGAGUCAUCUAUUUCAGCAUGGGUUCUAAUUUGAAAAGUGCUGAUUUUCCUCCAGAGAAACGGGACGCGAUUUUGAGGACGUUCUCGAAGUUGAAGGAACAAGUUUUGUGGAAAUGGGAGGAGGAUGUUUUGCCUGGGCAACCGAAGAAUGUUAAGUUGUCUAAGUGGCUGCCACAACAAAGUAUUCUUGCACAUCCCAAUGUCAAACUUUUUAUUACCCAUGGGGGUUUGUUGAGUACGACCGAAACUGUGUACCACGGGGUACCAAUUUUGACGAUUCCCAUAUUUGGUGACCAAAAACUAAAUGCUAAAGGUGCUGUAAACAAUGGUUUUGGUCUUAUGUUGUCGUACAAUGAAAUUACUGAAGAAAGUUUUACAGAACGUAUUCAAGAAAUUCUAAAUAAUCCUAAAUAUAGAAAUAACGCGAAGAAGAGGUCUGAAACUUUCCACGAUAGACAGGUGAGUCCAAUGGAGACAGCGAUAUAUUGGAUCGAGUAUGUGAUUCGUCAUAAAGGGGCGCCACACCUGAGGGUUGCAGCUCUUGAUCUACCGUGGUACAAAUAUUACUUGUUGGAUGUAAUUGGUUUUCUAGUUUCAGUUAGUUCGGUUAUUGCAUUUAUUUCCUACUAUUCAAUCAGAGCAGUUUGUAGAAAAAUAUGCAACAAACGGAAGACUAAAAAGUUAAAACAAAAGUAA